Messenger RNA from Helianthus annuus (common sunflower), 2102 nucleotides. RefSeq names its product F-box/FBD/LRR-repeat protein At1g13570. Gene Ontology annotation, molecular function: protein binding. The transcript has 5 exons. Bases 654 to 1832 code for a protein of 392 amino acids. The record is from RefSeq and is a predicted model, not a curated record. Lineage: Eukaryota; Viridiplantae; Streptophyta; Magnoliopsida; Asterales; Asteraceae.
AGGCUAAAAGUAGACCCAAUCUGGGGUACAACUGAAACAGAGUUCAACAACACCCACCAGUGAACUGGUUGCCUGCAUCUUGCCUGAAUCCAAAGGGAAAGGGAGCCGCCUGUGCACCACCACCACCUGCUUCUCUCCUAGCGGCUUUCAAUUGUGCAAGAAUCUCAUCGUAGUUCUAAACAGUCAUCAAAACCAUCGAUAACCACCACAACCGUCUCCAACCACCAACUACCGCCGUCGCCAACACUAACCACCAGCAGCCGCCACCAAUAUCAAACCACCGCCUAUCUCUCUCUCUUUAAAUCGCAACCGCCAUUAGCAUCAUCUUCAUCAGAUCUGAGCAAAACCCUAGAUUAGAGAAAACCGUUAGUGUAUAAACUCCGGCGGCCAGAUCUGAAACAUCUGGCUGCCGUAGAGUUUAUCCGGAGAGUGUUGGUGGUGGCGGCAAGUGUAGUGUGAGAGAAAAACAGUGAGUACGCCGCUAACUCUCAAAAGGUUGUCAAAUCGCUUGCUUAAACCCUAGACGACAAGAGGCCCCCAAUUUUCCGACCUAAAUCUGCAAAGAAAGAUUUUUUGAGCCAUCAUCGUUUGCCCUAAAUCUGAUUGGGGAAUUGCAUUCUACCUUGCAGCAGCAGCAGCAGCAGCAUUAUAAUAUGGAGAAUCAAAAUCCAACAACAACUCAAACCCUAAAUUCUGAUAUCAUCAGCUCCCUUCCUCUAAACAUUAUAGAAUACAUUCUUACUCGUAUGCCACUCCGAGAUGCACUGAGAACCAGCGUUUUGUCAAAGACAUGGCGGUAUACUUGGCGGGGCAUGCCCAAACUUGUAUUUACAGACGAUAUGGUUACAAUGUCAUCUAAUCAUCUUUGCAGAGAGUUGAAGAAGUAUAAGCUUGUCAAUGCCAUCUUCCAUGUUUUAAUGUUACACAACGGUCCGGAGACACUAGUGUUCGACUGUUCGGUUGGUAAACUUCAUCUGGAGUCUGACAUUGCCUUAAUAAUAAGUUAUCUUGCAAGGAGAACCAAAGUGAAAAAACUCUUCUUUGGUAGUGAUGAUAGAUCCUACAAGCUACCCGUUUCUUUCUUUUCGUUGCAAGGAUUAGAAUGUGUACAUCUCUAUGAUUGUAUUUUGGAACCCCCAUUGACGUUUAACGGAUUUAGUUCGCUGACGAUCUUUCGUAUUUGGGAUGUUGAUGUGUCUGCUCAAAAGCUUCAACAGUUUCUCUCGAAGUGCCCACAGCUAGUGAAUCUCCGUUUGGCUGGAUGUCAAAAAGGCAUUGACUUUGUAGCAGGAGAAAACAAGUUUACAUUUGGUGAUCUUUUACAGUGUGUGCCUUUGAUUCAGACUUUGAACAUCUCAAAGUAUUAUAUGAAGUACUUGUGUGCAGGUGGCAUGCCACAUAAGCUUCCAACUUCACUUGCUCAUCUCAAAGAUCUGUUUUUGGAUGUGUGCUUGGUGGAACAAAACGAGAUUUCUUCUGCCCUUUGUAUCAUCAGGAGCUCCCCUGUGUUGCAGAAAAUUAAGUUUCUGAUGUCUGAUAAUGAGAAGUUGCCUGUUCAACAAACUCCCAGCAACUUCCUUGAUCCAGAAGACUAUCCAGAUUUGAAGUUGGAUUAUCUUGUGACAUUGGAGAUAGCAAACUUUAGUAACUUACCUCUUGAGAUGAAAUUUGUGAAACUCAUCAUGGCCAAGUCACCUUUGCUAAAGAAUGUGAAAAUUAAGCUAAAUGACAAUGUUUCCGUUGACGAAGAAAUGAAGAUGCUUAAAGAUAUGCUACGGCUCCCAAUUCUGCGGGCAUCACCUUGUGCUGAAUUGAUCAUUGAUCGCCCAUAAACUACUUUGUAAAGGAUGUUAUUUUGAUGAAGUAUUUAAUUUCCUUCAUUAGGAUGUAAGAUUGUCAUCGCGGAAUGCUUUUAUGGACUAUAUUGUAUGUGUAAAUUCUCAUGAUGCAUGUUCCUUAUCUCUAAAUUAUAGACAGACUCCUUUUGUACUCCUUGUGGUCUGUUUUUAACACGUUUGUAAUGUUAGUUAUAUAGAUAUUAGUAGGCUUGUGAGCCUCCUCCAUUUGCUACAUCUAUAUGUGCAAAUUUCCGAUCUUUUGAA